This is a messenger RNA of Oppiella nova, 711 nucleotides long. The record is from the annotation of a GenBank genome assembly. Lineage: Eukaryota; Metazoa; Arthropoda; Arachnida; Sarcoptiformes; Oppiidae.
AGAGGUUGCGACGACUGGCGCCGGGAGGGUCUACCCAUACGCAGCACCUGUAGCUCGGAGGCCACCAAACUGUACGACUGCGCCCUCAAUCAACUGUGCGGCUGGUAUGACGACCCCCUAUACGGCGGGUUAGGUAACACCCUCUCCGAUAUGGAAAAGGCUGACCCGGACUUCAUAUUAGGCCAAUCCCUGGGGUUAGGGCUGGAGUUCCAGAUGCUGGAUGUCGCCCAAGAAACCCGUGAUAAGUACCAGCGAUUGCGAGCACUGGUAGACAAAAACGCCGGCGCUUACGAGGACAGAGAGAUCCAGCACUUGGACGCUGUCGGGUGUUUAGCUACCGGUGACCAUAUGGGGGCUGUUAGGGUAUGGGAGCGCAUACUAGCCCUACACCCGACCGAUAUGCACGCCCUGCGUGUGGCACACUUCGUGUACUUCAGAACAGGGCUGUCUGAACAGCUCCGGGACUCCGUGGCCCGAGUAGUACCCCAUUGGCAGCACCGGUCGCUACCACUUGAGGGCUAUUUGCACGGUAUGUAUGGCUUUGGGUUAGAGGAGACCCAUAUCUACGAUAAGGCGGAACGGGAGGCACGACUGGCGCUGGAUAUGAACGCGUGCGACGGGUGGGCCACCCAUACAAUGGCACACAUACACGAAACGCACGGCGCCGUCGACACCGGUAUCCAGUUUUUGACCUCAAGUGCCGACAAUUGG